CCGGGUCCUGCCCGAGACGUGGCCGUGGGGCGACGCCACCGCCCCCCAGAGCUGCCGGGGCGGGGCGCGGGCUGGCCUCCCUCCAGCUUCUGCUCCCCGCAGCGCCGCAGCCCUGCUGCUGCCCCCUGCUUUGCCCCUGUCUCCUUUGCAGCUGCUCAGCGUCAGCCCAGCCUGUGCACCCCAGGCUUCGGGUCGGUCUCGGCUGCGAUGCAGCUGGGCAGAGGAGGUGACGCUGAUCCAGCCCCACUGUGGUGCCUCAUGGGGAGCAGUGAGAGCAGCUCGCUGCCCUCGGAUGAUGAGCAGUGAAUAACAUGGGGACGCGCUCAGCAGAGAGCAGCGUGAACCGCCCGCUUCCUGCACCCCUGCCUGUCUGUUCCCCUGAGGGCUGCGCUCGGGGCGCGGGACGCUGUGCUCUGCACGCUGGGAGCUGCGCUGGGCCGCACCGGCAGCUCCUGCUCUCGUGCUGAGGCUUGGUCCCAGCUGCCUGGCAGAUGGGUUCUGCUCCAAGGGCUGCACCUCGCCGCAGCGCAUGCUCACGGCCCCAUGCUGGGACAAAGCCGCCUCAGUGGUGCCGGACACUGCCUGUGCUGGUGCUUGUAAAGCUGCGGCAGUUUUGCAACCAGGCAAGCACCCCUUCCUGCUCCAGCCCCAGCUGGGGAGCAGUGCCAGGCAGCCAGAGGCCUGCUGGGGGUGCCAGAAGAGCCAUCGCUGGCCGUGUCCCCAGCCCUGUGGGUACGUUGUCGCAGCAGGGCAGCACCGACACAGCCACGCUCGGGGAGCGGUGCUCCAGGGACAGCGAGGCACUGCAGGGCUGCACGCACUCAGCUUGCGGGGAGCCCCUCAGCACGGAGCUGCGGGCAGGGCCGCGGUAUUCCCCUGACAUUAGAAAGGCUCUUGCGGAACGCUCUGGUCUGGCAUCAGCUCUUCCAGUGCUUGUGAAACGGGGACUGGGAAAUACCGGGGAGCCUGGAGUGGCCACCCUUUCCUGCGGCCUGGGAGCAGCCUCACCCCUUGCCCAGGGGCCCUGGGAGUUGGACCCUGAUGGGUGGGUGGCAGCAAAGGGGGUGGCCCAGGGUAGAGGGCAGCUGCCGGGUCCUGCAGUGUCUCACAGUGACUGGGUCAGGCACAGCACGGGGACAGCUGGAGAUGGCUCGAGGUUGAUGGUGGCAAGGCUUUGUCACGUAUCCCUGCCCUUCUGCCUUGAGCACCAGCCUGUGGACACUUCUGAGGGCCCCCUGUGUCCAGGCCAGAUCUGGAGGGCUGUAGGGCAGUGGCUCCACUCCUGUCAUCCCUUGCUGGGGCACGGGGGUUACCCGGUGAGCUGCGGGAGGACACAUCCCUGUCCAGCUGCAGAGGCCCUGGUGGGGAAGAUCGCCAUCCCGGCGUACACGCUGAGCGACGACGACUGCUCCUCUGGGUACCAGCAGCUGAGCGUGGAGAGCGACCCUGAGGAGGGCGGUGAGCCCGGCCCCGCGGCGCUGCCCUGCCGCCAGUGCGGGCUGCAGCUGGCCGCCAGCCUGGGGCAGAGCUGCAUGCAGUGUGCCGGCACCGAGGGCAGCCGCAACCAGCGCAUUGUCUACUCCUGCCAGCUCUGCCCUUUCGCCUCCCACUACUCCAGCCACCUCAAGCGCCACAUGAAGACACACAACGGGGAGAAGCCGUUCGCAUGCCCGCAGUGUGCCUACGCCUCGGCCCAGCUGGUGAACCUGACCCGCCACCUGCGCACACACACGGGGGAGAAGCCCUACCGCUGCACGGGCUGCAGCUUUGCCUGCAGCAGCCUGGGCAACCUCAAACGCCACGAGCGGGUCCACAGCCAGGACAAGCCCUUCCAGUGUGCCGCCUGCGACUACCGCUGCAACCAGAGCCGCAACCUGAAGCGGCACAUGCUCAGCCACCGCCUGCCUGAAGGUGAAGGGCCACACCAGCAGGACAAGGAUCCAGAGCCGCUGCUGCCGGAGCUGAACCUGCACAUGGGUAGCGGUACCGGCCCCUUCCUGCCCGGCUGCGCUCGGCUGCGGGGCGAGGAGUCGGCCGCGCUGCCCGAGCUGCUCUUUCCCUUCACAUGCCGCAUGUGCGGGCUGGUGCUGGAUGAUGGGUUCGCGCAGGACGAGGGCCUGGCCGAGCAGGUCUGUGGCCGCUGCAGCCUGGCGGUGCUGGGCACUGAACCGGGCUCCAGCCCCCGCAAAGGCACUGGGGACAAAGGCUUUGCCUGCAGCCUCUGCCCCUUUGUCACUCACUACCCCAACCACUUGGCACGGCACAUGAAGACGCACAGCGGGGAGAAGCCGUUUGCCUGCCCGCUCUGCCCCUAUGCCUCCGCCCACCUCGACAACCUGAAGCGGCACCAGCGCGUGCACACGGGCGAGAAGCCCUACAAGUGCCAGCUCUGCGACUACGCCUGCGGCAACCUGGCCAACCUCAAGCGCCAUGGGCGCAUCCACUCGGGUGACAAGCCCUUCCAGUGCAGCCUCUGCAGCUACAGCUGCAACCAGAGCAUGAACCUGAAGCGACACAUGCUGCGGCACACGGGUGAGAAGCCCUUCCAGUGCCGGGACUGCUCCUACACCACUGGCCACUGGGACAACUACAAGCGUCACCAGAAGAUCCAUGGCCACACGGCUGAGAGCUGGGUCAACCCGCGCAAUGCCAAAGCCCUCCUGGCACCUCCUGCCGUGGGCACAGCCCUGCCCUGAGACAGCACUUAGCCCGGCUGCAGGGGCUCGGCCCCGCGCCGGGCCCUGGGGGUGCCUCGGUCAUGGGGCCUCCCAGCCCCUUGCCGUCUGUGGCCCCUACCCUCCCUGGGGGAGAAGAUGGGCAGCAAACUCUGCGGGGGCUCAGGGCUGCCUUAAGCAGGGCCAGCAGCCGUGCCAGGGUCUCCUGCAGCCCUAUCCUUCCUGGGCAGGGCGAAGCCACGACCAGCGGUUCUGCCAGGCGUGGGUGCCUGCCCCAGCUGCGGCGGUGCCGUGCCCCCAGGCACUGCGUGGAGCGGCACCUGCCUGUUCCUGCCUGCCAGAGCCUUCCUCUGCCAGAGCCCGGGGAAAGGGGGGAGGGGGGAACAGGACUGGUUCCGUGGCUGUUGCCAUGCCAGUCAGUGUAAUUUAUAUUGUGUAUAAAAGCAUUAAACAGUCGGUUUUGUUAUC
Cygnus atratus (black swan) is the source of this 3143-nucleotide messenger RNA. RefSeq names its product zinc finger protein 513 (gene ZNF513). The transcript is spliced from 3 exons. Gene Ontology annotation, molecular function: RNA polymerase II cis-regulatory region sequence-specific DNA binding; DNA-binding transcription factor activity. Gene Ontology annotation, biological process: negative regulation of transcription by RNA polymerase II; regulation of immune system process; regulation of cytokine production. Bases 492 to 2696 code for a protein of 734 amino acids. Lineage: Eukaryota; Metazoa; Chordata; Aves; Anseriformes; Anatidae. The record is from RefSeq and is a predicted model, not a curated record.